Messenger RNA from Nyctereutes procyonoides (raccoon dog), 387 nucleotides. RefSeq names its product insulin like 3 (gene INSL3). The transcript has 2 exons. Gene Ontology annotation, biological process: adenylate cyclase-inhibiting G protein-coupled receptor signaling pathway. The record is from RefSeq and is a predicted model, not a curated record. Gene Ontology annotation, cellular component: extracellular region. The coding region runs from base 1 to 387 and encodes 128 amino acids. Gene Ontology annotation, molecular function: hormone activity; G protein-coupled receptor binding. Lineage: Eukaryota; Metazoa; Chordata; Mammalia; Carnivora; Canidae.
AUGGGCCCCCGCGCGCUCGCCUGGGCACUGGUGCUGCUGGGCGCGGCGCUGGCGCUGGGCUCUGCGCCCGCUCCGGGAGCGCGGGAGAAGCUGUGUGGCCACCACUUCGUGCGGGCGCUGGUGCGGGUGUGCGGGGGCCCGCGCUGGUCCUCCGAGGACGGGCGGCGGGUGGCUGGCGGCGACCGUGAGCUGUUGCAGUGGCUGGAAGGACGACAUCUCCAUGGGCAGGUGUCCGAUGGGGACCCCAUGCUGGUUCUCGUUCCACAGGCCCUGCCCCAGGCCUCUCUCCAUCACCACCACCAGCGAGCAGCUGACACCAAUCCCGCACACUACUGCUGCCUCAGCGGCUGCUCACGACAGGACCUGCUGACCCUGUGUCCUCACUGA